AUGAAAUUAAGAUCAAGAAGCCAACAAUAUCUCAAUUCUCUGCUCAAUUUCUUUUUGCAACCAAAAUCCCAAAUGUCUCAUUCUUUGGUCAGAGCUUCUUCUUUGCCGGUGAACUCGUCCGCCACCUUCCGGACCAAUGCUCCUUGCUCCGGUGUCAACCAGCCAUCACCGAAUUCUCUAUGGAUCUCCGGGCAGAGCAUUCGGCUGCCACCUAUGAGCUUAACGUCUUUACCAUACAAAAGGGGCUGUGUUACUGCUGCAGCUUUGGAGUUCAAAGGUGGACACGGAAUGGGUGGAUUCCAUGAAGUUGAGCUUAAAGUUCGAGAUUAUGAAUUGGAUCAAUAUGGUGUGGUGAAUAAUGCAGUUUAUGCAAGCUAUUGCCAGCAUGCCCGUCAUGAACUUCUGGAAAGAAUUGGUGUAAAUGCUGAUGAAAUUGCACGCAAAGGUGAUUCAUUGGCCCUGUCAGAACUGUCCUUGAAGUUUCUUGCUCCUCUACGGAGUGGAGAUAAAUUCAUUGUCAAGGUUAGGGUAUCUGACUCUUCUGCAGCUCGGUUAUUCUUUGAACACUUCAUUCUAAAACUACCCAAUAAAGAGCCUAUAUUGGAGGCCAGAGGGACAGCAGUAUGGCUUGACAAAAGCUACCGGCCCGUCAGGAUACCUGCAGAUGUGAGGUCAAAAUUCAAUCUAUUCCUUCGCCAUGGAGACUCCAACUGA
Molecule: messenger RNA, 714 nt
Organism: Oldenlandia corymbosa var. corymbosa
Lineage: Eukaryota; Viridiplantae; Streptophyta; Magnoliopsida; Gentianales; Rubiaceae
Source: the annotation of a GenBank genome assembly